Mesorhabditis spiculigera is the source of this 711-nucleotide messenger RNA. Lineage: Eukaryota; Metazoa; Nematoda; Chromadorea; Rhabditida; Rhabditidae. The record is from the annotation of a GenBank genome assembly.
AUGGCGUUGCGUGAUCAGGCUUUGAAGAAAAUUGGGGAUAUUACAGCGACCGUAUGGCUUGGUGGGUAUUGGAACGGGACUACCAUCCAAUGGGACGAUAAUUCAGCAACUGAAUAUAAUAAUAUUCUCGAUAAAAAUGCAAAUUCCGGCUACCUGGUGCUCCGAUUAUCGGAUGGAAAAUGGGAUAUUGCGGAAAGUGGUGGUUAUCCGAUCGCUUGUAUAGGCCAGGAUCAGGGGGCCCCAUGUGAUGACGAGUGGCUUUACUCGUCGAAACUGAAGAGUUGCUACAAGCUAAUCGGCGAUUUCAAUGGUUUCACCUGGGAGACAGCUCGAAAUGAUUGCAUGUCUUUAGGCAGUGAUUUGGCAUCAAUUCACUCUGCUGAAGAACAUCGCGUCGUUGUUGGCCUUGCCGAUACCUAUGUGCAAUUGAUGGCCAAUGGCGUGAUGUUGACAAAAGCUGCGACAUGGAUUGGAGGAAGAAGGGCAGGUCCAAACCGCACCGAUUUUGCCUGGUCUGACGGUAGCCCCUUCGACUUUACAAAUUGGGCCGGAGGGCAGCCGGACAACUACGGCGGUGAUCAGAAUUACGUUCAGAUCAUCACCACCGUGGUCCCAGGCCACUUCGCACCGACCGACGUUUGGUUGAAUCGCUGGGAUGAUACAGCGCAUUGGCUGGGAUAUAAUGCGAUUUGUAAAAAGGCUGCAAAAUAU